AUUUCAGAUGCGUGAGCAAUGUCUGGCCACGCCUCCACCGUUGAUGAUCCAGAAAAACACUUUUUGGGGAACUUGUUAGAAGAAGAUACAUCACACAAUCCACCUCCUUUGAGUGCAGGCUCAUCUUCAUCCUUGGGAGCAAUACCACCCGUAUCAGUCAUCAGCAGUGUUGGUCCUAUCAGCACCAGUAGUCUACUUCGUUCAUAUUGGCCAGAGCCACCUCCUCCAUAUUCUCCCCCAACUCAGAAUCCGUUCAAUACGUCAUGGUAUAGCGAGCCGCAAACAUACGCGAAGCCUGUCUCAUCCGAUUUUUUCUUUAACAGUGGACAGCCAACGAUCAUUGCACAGCCACAAAUUCACCAUCACCACCACAAUCUUCAUCAUCAUACACAUACACAUAAUGUGGUUGAGAAUCACCAUCACUAUCCUAUCACUACCAUCACAUUGCCCUCUCAAGCGUACAAUGUUAACACAGCGUCGGAAAGGCUGUCGGGCUUUAGCACCGUUGUGCAUAAUGACGAGGACCACAACGUGCUAGGAACUCCCGCAAAAAAAUUUUUCGCUCCAAAAGUAGAAACGAAAGAACGCGCCGCUCAGGCUACCGAAGCAGUGUCCAGUAAACUACCCUUGAGCUAUCGUGAUGUGGCUGCUCGAACCGAUCAGAUUGUUGGUGGUGAAGGCAUUCCUCACGUUCAGGCAAAGAAGUUGCAUUCACACUUGGACACCGAAAAUCGUUCAGUUCUGCCGAGACCGCGGGAAGUAUCGAACACUGAAACCUCAAAAGCUGGCAAAUCUAGAGGGGACCGCAGAACUAAAUGCGAGCAGCCUGUCGAGUUUCAAAAAAUCACGAGGAAGAAAGUGGUUUCCAGGAAGGACAAGAACGAGUUAUGUGAGUCCACGUCUCUGCCGAUUGUUGGUCAUGCUGCAGCCGUGGAUGCUCCAACAAAAUAUGAGGUACUGCAAAAGCUUACUUCGAAAACGGCGAGUGGUAUGUGUAGAGCUGAGAGUGGUUUGGUUGCAAAACGUGAACGAGAACCAAUGCGUGCUGCUAUGGUUAGUGAGAGGUCAAGAUCCAGUUCUGUUUAUCCCGUUCGUCCAAAACGUGCGGUCGAUGGGAUGGAAAGGAAGAAACAGCCAAACUCUGCUAGCAGUGGAAACCAACCACAACAGAAGAAGCGCACCAUACGCAAGCGUAAUGAGAGUUGGUGGAUGGAUAGAAUAGUUGUUGGCAUUUCUCUGCUCUCCUUUUGGAUUGAGCUUGGUUUCAAAUGGAUUCUCAACCUAGUGGUAGACGUUUGUCUCCAAGUUUAUGAUGUUACAUCUUUCAGUAUUGCAUACUUCUUGGAGUGGACACAGUCGUCAACCAGACGAUUGUUGCUCGUUAUGAAUACUGCAAUGUUUUCUUGCGCUUCUUCUCUAAGACAGAUAGACAUUCGGCGACUUGUACGCUUUCGUGAGCCUGAGCCUAUCAUGUGGGGCUUAGAAGAAAACAUAACAUUGCCCACAACAGGCGAAGAAGCACUGGAACGCUUUCUGGGGUCUCCGAUGUGCCAGGAUGCUUACGGCGUGCUGGGACUUCGAGCUUCAUGCACGGAGGAGGAUGUACGCCGCCACUAUAAGAAACUUAGCACGUUACUUAAUCCCGACAAGAAUCCUCUGGAAGGAGCUGAAGAAGCAUAUGAAAUGGUUUCGAAAGCGUAUCAAGUACUCUCAACGCCAGAGUCACGAAAAGCUUAUAACUUUAACCGCAUCCGUCCAUGCAGAAACGAUGUUCAUCACGAACUUGGAGAGUUAUGGGAUCGCAUUCGAGAAAGAGUUGAAGAGGCUCGCAACUCAAUGUACUGUGACUGCGGCCGUAGGCAUGCAAGGAUAGCUUUGGAUAUCCGUCAGAAUGAAGCUCGCUAUUGUCGCCGUUGUAGAAUACGUCAUCCUGCCAGAGCAAAUGACAUCUGGGUUGAAACGCGAUUGUGCGGGCUUCUGUGGGUCUAUUUCACCUGCUGUGAUGGUAUUGUUUACGAUAUCACCGAUUGGGCCACAUGCGAGGUUAACUACUUGAAGCAUGUGCGACCGAACUCGCAUACCGUGCAGUAUCGGUUAGUGUCACCAACCGCGCCCUCAUCAGAAUGCGCGAACCAAGUGAUGCCGGUGAUGAGUUCCGCCCAGGACGUCCAGGGCAUGCGCAAAUCUCAUAUCUGCCAUUGGAGCCUCGAGAUGAAGACCGCUCUAGACGCGCUGCAAAUCGACGCCAGAAGAAAUGGCGUUGAGGGAGUGGUGCUGUAUUUGCCACUUGAUAUACCGACAAUGAAGACAGAAUCCUACAUCGAUGUCAUCAUUGUAAAAUUUAGCUUUAGUGAUAAUUGA
Molecule: messenger RNA, 2361 nt
Organism: Cylicocyclus nassatus
Lineage: Eukaryota; Metazoa; Nematoda; Chromadorea; Rhabditida; Strongylidae
Source: the annotation of a GenBank genome assembly